Zootermopsis nevadensis is the source of this 2172-nucleotide messenger RNA. NCBI's taxonomy places the organism in Eukaryota, Metazoa, Arthropoda, Insecta, Blattodea, Termopsidae. The record is from RefSeq and is a predicted model, not a curated record.
AAUUUUUAUAAACAGUUGAAAUAGAAUGGAAGUAUUAAGUGGUGUAAUGAAUUGCUUCAGUGACUGUUUAUUUAAUAUGACGCUCGGUUUAACUCUGUAAAUUCUUUUUGAGUUUAAAAGCAUGAAAGAUAACGUUUGGAAAUGAACACAUGUUAAUUGAAUACCGAUUAAUGGAUCACGUAACUUAUAGUCUUCGCCCUGUGACCUCUUUGUAGAAAGACGUGAUAAGAUUGAUUCGGUUGGAUUUUUUGUCAUCGAUUAAGGCGGUAGUUGGCUUUAUUUCUAGUUGCAGGAAGACAUAUACUUCUGAUUACAAGGUGCGAUGUAAUCUCAUGCCAUCAAAGUAUUUAGUUUUACUUCGGAAGUGGUAAAGCAUCUUUCUGGUCGUGGUAUAUUUUGGGUGACCGGCGUUAGAUAAGAAUUACAACAAUGUCUGAUGAAAUUGGAACUAUGUCUGCAUCACCAAGUACCGCAGUUCACAGUCGUCAUCCACGACGCAUCAAGUUGAAUGAACAGCAGCUUGAAUCAAUAAGCCAUGAUGAUUUAUUGAGAAAUUGGCGAGAACUGGAUUCCUAUGUGGACAUGCUUGAAUCCCAAACUUCAAAUCAAGAAGCUGAAUUGGCAAAUCUUCGAGAUUCUGAAGAUCGAAUGCGACAACAACAUCUGGAAUCCACUCAGCGGGAGAAAGUUCUUGUCCGUCGGCUGGCCACCAAGGAACAAGAAAUGCAGGAAUAUGCAAAUCAAAUAGCUGAGUUAAAGGCGGCACAAGCCCCGGGAGCAGCGGCACUUCGCUCAGCCCUGCUUGAUCCUGCAGUGAACCUGUUGCUUCAACGUCUGAGGCAGGAACUGCUUGCAACUAGGGCACGUCUUGAAGAGACUCAGAAUGAGCUGAGUGCAUGGAAGUUCACACCCGACAGCAACACAGGCAAAAGGCUGAUGGCAAAGUGUCGCCUGUUGUACCAGGAAAAUGAGGAAUUAGGUCGCAUGAUCAAUAGUGGUCGACUGGCCAAACUGGAAGGUGAUUUGGCUCUUCAGAAAAGUUUCAGUGAAGAAGUGAAGAAAUCACAGUCAGAAUUGGAUGAAUUCUUGCAAGAUCUAGAUGAAGAUGUAGAAGGGAUGCAAAGUACCAUCUAUUACCUGCAACAGGAACUCCGUAAGGCAAAAGAUACAGUGUCUAGUCUUCAGCAAGAAAACACAUUGCUAAAGAAUGGGAAUGCAUUGACAGUGUCUGAGCAUCAUGAAGGUGUGGCAGAUAGUGAGGUGGGGAGGGAGGCCAGACCACGGACUCCAGCAAUAUGCCAUAACGGAGUACAGCUUAAGGGGGAGAAAGACUUGGGAGGGUGGGAAGAACGAACUUCAAACCAAGCACAAUGUAGAGACCCCAACGUGUCAUCAGUACAGUCCCCCCUGUGCAGUCCAUUGAGUCCUACCACAGAGCAAUCUGUUGUUGAUGUUGCCAGUGCACAUAAAGAAAUGAUCCAUUCACGAUCAUCCCAGGAGCCUGAAGAAAGAACUUUUGAGGAAUCAAAUGAGUCAGUAAAUUUGCAACCACCUAGUCCAACUGCCUCAGCACUGAAACGGGAUUGGGAAAGAACUAAGCAUCAAGAUGAAUCUUCAAGUGAUUCUGGUGAGUUAAUUCUGAAGCUGGAAUCUGAGGACAUUGGUGAGGAGGAAACUGAAUCUAGGGACUCGAACCAUGCUGAAACAGAAAGUAAAGACACUAAAGGAAAGGGAACUGCAAAUGUUGGUGAUAGCGAAUUGGAGGCUUCUGUGAAGGGCAACAGCCAUGCCAAACAAUCCCCAAGCAGUAUCAGAAAAAGGACAUAUCCUAGUGAUGACAGCAGUGGUGAUGACAGUGAUAAUGUACCUCUUAUAAAGAAGGUACGCCGGGACUCUGAGAUAUCUCUUCAUUACAAUGAAGAUGAUGAUGAUGAAACAGGUCUGACCAAUGGAGAUACAUCUGUUCUGGGAACUGAUGGGCAGUGAGCAAGUGCUGCAUACGAACUUUUAAUUUUAAUGGUUUGUACUAAUGAAUUAUAAAUUGUUUUUGUCUUAUUGUUAGUGUGUCAUCAUUUAAUUCUGUAACUUCUAAUGUGAAAAUGAAUAUUAUAAAAUAGAAGUGAUGUCAAAAGUUGUGGGGGUGAUAUGGUAAUAAAGUGUAAAUUUUUUUAA